CGCUCCCGCCUGGGCUCUGACCGGCUGCCCCGGGAGGAGGGGAGCAGUCGCCCGUUCACACUGGAGCAGCAUGGAGCGCUUCUUGCAGGACUGUACGGCCGCUGUGCAGAGUGAAGGCCUGGACUUCCAUGUGAUCCUUGGCAAUGAAGCGUGUGACUUGGACUCAGCGGUCUCCGCCAUUACGCUGGCGUAUUUCUUGGCCAAGACCUCUCCCAGCAAGAAUCUGGUGUAUGUCCCGGUGCUGAACAUCCCACGGGAGGACUUUCCUCUCCGGACAGAAAGCACAUUUUUCUUUAAGGAAAACCGGAUAUCAGAGGAGCUCCUGAUCUUCCGAGAUGAAAUCGACCUGGGCGGUCUCUACGAGGCUGGGCGCUUAGGGUUGUCGCUGGUGGAUCACAACGUGCUGUCCAGGACUGACUCUUUCAUGGAAGAUGUGAUAACAGAGGUCAUAGACCACCGCACUCUGGAGAGGAGACUGUCUCGUAAUUGCCGGGUGACGGCAGAACUGGUGGGGUCCUGCACAACCCUGGUAGCAGAGAAGAUCAUCCAAGAGGCCCCUCACAUCCUGGACUCUCAGCUGGCGUCCAUGCUGCGCGGUACGAUAGUCCUGGAUUGUGUGAACAUGGCACCCGCUGCUGGGAAAGUCACCCCAAAAGACAGAGAAUACGUGCAAAUCCUGGAGGCGAAGUUCCCGGACCUGCCACCAAGAGGCACCAUGUUUGAUUCCCUCCAGAACGCCAAGUUUGAUGUCUCUGGUCUGACCACAGAUCAGAUGCUCCGUAAGGACCUUAAGGUCUUGUUCAGCCGGGACAUUAACAUGGCCGUGAGUGCCGUAUACAUGGACAUAGAGGAUUUCCUGCGAAGGACGAACCUGGAGAAAGAACUGCAGGAUUUCUGUCGGCGGCACCAUUACAACGUCGUUGUCGCUAUGGCGAUUGCCUUCACCAGCGCCAAUGAACCGAAGAGGCAGAUAGCGGUGUACAGCCAGCAAGGGCCGCUGAGAGCAGCGGUGAGUAAAGUUCUGGAGGAGGCCACGACGCCCUGUUUGGAGCUGUCCCCCAUAAGCUGCCAUUACUGUAACCACGUGACGGGCUACAGCCAAGGCAACACUGCUGCUUCCCGCAAGAAAGUGCUGCCCAUCUUGAAGGAUUUCCUAAGGAGAAGGGACAGCGGGGAGAACGGCGGUCCACCCAUGCAGUCGUUCCGGGAGGGCUAUAAGGGACCUUCUGAGCUGACAGAAGGUAAUGUGGAGGAUUAUUCUGAGGGCAGCGAGCAGCUUGGAGAUCCGGAGGAGCAGCCAGAUAACGUGGACAUCUGUGGCGGGGACGGAACGAAGUGUAAAGGAUACGGAAGUGGGUUCAGGAGACAAAUGGAGGAUGGAUUGGACGAGGAGAACUCCUUCCCUCCCACCCCUAUGAACAGUCUGGUGGAAGGUUGCCCCCUUGACCGAGGACUCCCAAAACUAACUGCGGAAGCCAUUUUAGAGAGGAUCAGUCGUAUCACUGUGAUAGAUUCUGAGGUAAAUUCAACGACAGGAAAACAAUGACGAGGCCCGAAAUCAUCGUAAAACCGACGAAAAGUUAUAUUAUGUAAAAAAAAAAAAAAAAUGGAGGUACGCGGCAAACAGCAAUGCAAUUUAUGUUUGUCAAUGUGGUUUCCAUUAUGUGUGAAUUACCUCAGGGUCUCCUAGCAAUAUGUCUGCCUGUGACAGAGUGCAUGCUGGCAGCUCCCAUCACUGCACUGAGGAGGAAAAGUCUCCUCAUAUCAAGUAAAAAGGGGCGUAAAAGACCGCGCGCGCCCCUUCACUAGGAUACCUAAUAGUACUGACACUCAGGUUUAGUCACAAGCUCUGACUGUGGAGGAAGCCAUUUUGUGGAAUGAGCCUCACUAGUAUUCAUGGGUGUCAUGGCUGCCCAUAGCAACCAAUCACAGUUCAACUUUCAUUUUGUCCUCUGAUGUGUCAAAAUGAAAGCUGCGCCAGGAUUGGUUGCUGUUGGCAACUCAAACAGCUAACAUCCAUCUGCCCUAUAAGUUUUUGAAUUUGAUUGGCUAACGGAGCAGUGUCAGCUGUUGCCGGGUAGAAUAGGAAGAGAAUGUUUGACUGCGGUGAGGAAGUUCUAGUAUUAUUUAGAAUGGUAAAAACAUAAAAAUGAUUAAUAUCAAAAAUAAUAUUAAUUCUAAUUACCAAAUGAGUGUUAUAGAUCUGAAGACAUGAGGGCCCCGGGCCCCAUUUAGGAUAACAUUAUAAGAGACAUAAACCAUUCAUGACACAAGGCCCAUUUUUAAAGGAUUACUCCAUUAAAAAUUUGAAAAGUGAGGCGUGACUGGUGUCCACCCCAAUAUCUUAAUCCCGCAAUGCCAGAUUCACAGGAGUCCAGGAAGCUGAGAUAUGAGGAGCUGUUUGGUGGAGUCCUUGUACUGUAGCUGUCCUCGUGCCUGCCUGAGACAUGGAGGAAACAAGGUGGUCACUGGGGAUUUUCUUAUCUCUCUGAGGUCAAGGAGCCCACAAUUAUAAUUUUUUGACCCUGUAGAGAAAAUUACCGGUGCCCACCAUAUUUCUUCCAUGUCUCAGGCAGCCAGGAGGACAGCUAGAACAGUUUUACAGUAUAAGGACCCCACCAAAGAGCUCCUUAUAACUCCGCUUCCUGGACCCCUAAAGACUGUGACCUAGGGAAAGGUGGGAAAAUUUGGUUUCUUUCUUUUCAAACAUGACUUUUUCAGUUUUAAAUGGAGUUGGCCUUUAAUUUCAUUUUAUGAGAACCUCAGGUGUUGGGGGGGAACUAAAAAAUCCCUUUAAGGAGAGUUCCACCCAGAAUCCUGAUAUUUGUCUAGUGGUUUGUAUCACCUGGACUCACUAGAGAUAAAGUCUGGGACCAGGGUUGUGGUGAUUAAAUAUGUAUAAUCCCUCGAAGGGACUGUAGGGAUGUUUAGUCUACCGUUCCUAUGUCAUCCCAUGGCUCUAUAUACCAUUAAAAGGGCAAUUCCACAAUACUCCGAGAACAAGGAGCUCUUAAUCCCUCCAGUCCUGGUGGAGAAUCCAGUGGACGUCUACUUGUGCUUCGGUGACUUAAAAGGCAACUCCACCUAAAGGACCUAAUUCCCGAAGUAACUUGUUAUCUUAUCCUAGAUCUGUCGGUGCGGCCAUUUUGAUGAAGCAUCCAUGAGAUCCAUUAUGUUAUGCCGGGUGACUACCAUGUCUCCUCACAACAACGAGAUGAAUGAGAAGUAGUCACGGCUCUGCCCCCUGUUAAUGUCGUCACUGAAUUUCAAUAUGAUGUAAAUAGUAUAUGUAAUUAAAGGGGAACACCUCCCCCCAACUAUCCUUAACUGUAUAUUUUAAGGUCCUUCGAAGGGAUUGAAAAUUUUAGCUUUUUUUUUUUUUUUUUUAAUACGUUACUUGCAUGUAACCGCGUAUGACUGGAGUCAUGUGACAAUCCGUAAUGGGGUAGUGUGUGACCGUGUAAUUUGGCGCCAUUGUCAUAAGCAAGGCUUCCACCUCAUUGAUGCAGAGCUAAUAAAGUUUUUAUUUUUUAUUCUUACUUUUUAAACUUUUAUAAAAAUUUGCCGACAACGAGUACAGCUCUUGGAGUAGGUAACACAGAUACUCCAACCGUACAUUCUACACGUAUCGGUACGUCGGUCCUUCUGUUCUAUUGCUUCUGUCUGAUUUUUGGGGCUCCCGAUGUGAUGUUUAAU
Bufo bufo (common toad) is the source of this 3696-nucleotide messenger RNA. RefSeq names its product prune exopolyphosphatase 1 (gene PRUNE1). Bases 71 to 1546 code for a protein of 491 amino acids. Gene Ontology annotation, molecular function: exopolyphosphatase activity. The record is from RefSeq and is a predicted model, not a curated record. Gene Ontology annotation, cellular component: cytoplasm. Lineage: Eukaryota; Metazoa; Chordata; Amphibia; Anura; Bufonidae. The transcript is spliced from 8 exons.